AUGGAAGAGGAAAGGAGCAGCAGAAGGAGCUGCUUCACUCAGACCUCCUGCCUGGGUGCAGAUUUAGGGGAAGACUCGCAGCUGGAGUAUCUCAGUGCUCACGAGGAGUACGAGGAUAGGAUCAACUCGAGUGAGUUUUCUGAGCAGGGCGAGGUUGGAGAGGUGAAGGCCAUGCCACUCGUUGGUGACAAGGUGCCACCCCAAAUCACAGCAGGGGAAGAAGAUUCUGGAAAGAGCCAGAGAGCCACCCGCAGCGUGGCAGUGGAACCGGACAUUCCUUUCCUGCCGCCCAGGGAAGAGGCCCGGCUCUGCAAGCACGCAGAGCCCCACUGCUGCAGCAGCUGUGAAAAACCUGCCGUGUGCGCUCGUGGUACCAGCAGCACUGCAGAGGAUGCUGAAACCCAACCCCCAGUCCCUGAAAUCCUCCCUAGCAAGAAUCCUGGUGCUGGCAUGGAAGCUGCAGAUAAAUCCUCUGGUGGGAGCCCCAGGGCUGGGAAGUCAGAGCGUGCUGAAGCCCUGAAGAGCGUUCCCGGUGUCGUUGUGGAUGCUGGCUCUGAUCCCAGAGCUGCCUUCCCAACGAGCAGAAGCAGCAGUGCCCAGGUCUCUGUCUGCUCCAGGGCAGUGAGCACAGAGGUAACCACGAUGAGCAAACCUCAGCCUGUGGCUCAAACCUCCGUGGAUGCUGCUUCCAACACGGAGUCGUCCUUAGGAGCUCUCAGCUCACACGUGCAGCAGGAAUCCAAAGAUCAUCUGUCUGUCUGUGACUGGAUGACAGGCACUGAUAGGCCAGAACAUCCCAACAAGCAAACUGGGAAGAUUUCUGCAUCAAGCUGCUGUCAGAACGUCCUGCAGAGAGCGACUGAAGCAGAGCUGGAGCUCCUGGCCAUCCAUUACAAGAUGUGCUACCAGCACUGCUUGAAGGUGUAUGAGCUGGCUUUGGAGGAAAACACCUGUCUUGGGACAUAUUUUAAUAGCUGCGAGAAAAAGGCUGAGUUGUAUUCAUCUCUGCAGUUGGUUUUGGAUGAACUGGACAAUAAUUACAGCAAUAUCAGAAGGGAAAUAAACAUGGGCAUGCCUUUAAAUGAACUUCCACCACUGUCAGUUGAGCUGAAGUUUUCUCCACUCUCUUCCUUUUACAUCCCCUCCGAGUAUUUCAGAAAGAAUCUUUACUCUGAUGAUCUUUCAGGUGAAGGGAAAGCUGACUUUGAAGAACCAAAACAGCAAGAAAAGGGGAUUUCUGUCAAUAUGGACAGCUCACAGACUGAUAGUGAUCAGCCAGGUGACUCUGCUUCCCCUGAGACGUGGGAAGAGCAACUUAAAGAUCAGGCUCUGGAAUGUGGCUUUGUGAAAAAUGAGGAAGGAAGUGAGUAUUGGUUUGAUGCUAAGGAAGACUUGUCAGUGGCAGAUAUUUCAAUAAUGUGCAAAGAAAUGAAAAAGCAACAAGGAAAACAAGACUCGAUUGACUCAAGAGAAGUGAAGAUAGUGGGGAGAGGGAAGGAACAUUCUUCUGUUCCUGUUGGUGGCCCAAAGCCCUCAGUGCCUGAGGAUCCUGGGGAAAAUUCCCUGCAGAAAACAUCCUCUGUGAACCCAUCUGGUAUCUUUGUUUCUCCUUAUGCACUGAACUUGAGCAGCUUUACCAAGUUAAUAAAGAGACUUCAAGAAAAGCAUCCAGGGUUUAGCAGAAAUGAAAUUGUGGGGGCUGUGCAGGAGGUGAGGAAAAUGAACAAAGGUGUCCUGAGUGGCUUGGCCAUCAGUUCUAUCGAGGAGAAGGCCUCUGACAUUCUGAGGAGAGCUGUGGCUUUGUGCCGUGCCCUUGGUCCUGGUGCUGCAGGAGAGCCCGGCCUCCGUCCCGCUGCCCCCACGGGAGCGCUUCCCGCCCAUCUACCCCGCGCUGCCGCCGGGAGAGCGGGGCGGGAGCGGGGCAGGAGCCGGGCGGGGCGGGGCCCGCCCCUCUGGCAGCGCCGCGGGCGCGGAGCCCGCCCGGCCCCGGGAGCGGAGCGCUCCUGCCGCGGGGCCAUGGCCCUGCUCCCGCGGCGCUUCCUCUGCUUCGUCCUGGCCCAGCACUUCAUCGCGGCCACGGCGUGCCAGGAGGCCGACUACGGCUGGAUGAUCCGGCACUACUGCCUCAAGGACUUCCAGGACAGCAUGGAGGGCAUCGGCCAGCGCCUCUGGUGUGACUGGGACGAGACCGUGGGCACCUACGGGGAGCUCACCAACUGCACGGCGCUGAUCGCCGAGAAGCUCGACUGCUACUGGCCCAACCGGCUGGUGGACGAGUUCUUCGUGGCCGUGCACAAGCAAUACUUCAGGAACUGCUCCCCGUCGGGCCGGGCGCUGCACGACCCCCCGAACGGCGUGCUGUGUCCCUUCAUCGUGCUGCCUGUCCUUGUCACCCUGCUGAUGACGGCGCUCGUGGUGUGGAGGAGCAAACGCAGCGAGGGCAUCGUGUAGGGGCGGCGCAGGGCAGGGGAGGGACGGGCGGGACUCCCCUGCGGCGAGCCUGGGGUUUGGGAAGAGCCUGCCAGAGGAGCUGCACGGAGGGUACCGAGCCCCCGAGGCAGGGACAGCAUCGCCAGCGCUCCUCCUCCGCUGGUUUCCAAAUAAAUGUAAUUUUAGCCAUGGUUAUUGGGCGGAGCGGGCUGCCCGGGCAGCGGGGACUCCGCGGGGCUCAGCCCGCACCGGCCGCGCUCCGCUCCGCCUCUCCCAGCCGCUUCCCCGGCUUCGUGUGCCGAGCAGGAGAAUUGUAAAGGGAAAAAAACCCAGGGGGUGUGGGGUAAAGGGAAACAAACCCCAGGGGGUGUGGGGUAAAGGGAAACAAACCCCAGGAGGUGUGGAGAGUUGAAAUCCUGCCAGCCCCGCGGUGCCAGCGCGGCAUCAACACACGUGAGACCAGCGGGUCUGGGUGGGCCUGAACAUCCCCGGCUUCCUCUCUGUCCUGUUCUGGGAUCCCCCCACACGUGGGAAGGCAUUUCUCCCCCAGCCCCCCGCACAAGCACUGGGUUUUGCCUGGGAGGUGGGGGACAACGCGGGGAAGUCGGCGGUGAGACCGGGUGGGACCGCUGGUGCCCUGGGGCUACUAACAAGGAACGGGAAUAAGGUGCUUUACCCACCUAACUAAAUAAAUAAAUACACGAAUAAA
Molecule: messenger RNA, 3139 nt
Organism: Pyrgilauda ruficollis (rufous-necked snowfinch)
Lineage: Eukaryota; Metazoa; Chordata; Aves; Passeriformes; Passeridae
Exons: 15
Coding region: 1-2451 (816 amino acids)
Biological process (GO): protein localization to plasma membrane; intracellular protein transport; cellular response to hormone stimulus
Cellular component (GO): signaling receptor complex; membrane; cell surface
Molecular function (GO): coreceptor activity
Source: RefSeq, a predicted model, not a curated record